This is a messenger RNA of Loa loa (African eye worm), 180 nucleotides long. RefSeq lists its product as hypothetical. The annotation marks the transcript as partial. The transcript has a single exon. The record is from RefSeq and is a predicted model, not a curated record. NCBI's taxonomy places the organism in Eukaryota, Metazoa, Nematoda, Chromadorea, Rhabditida, Onchocercidae.
GUCAAGAAUAGUCAGAAUCCUUCCACAUUUAUGGACACUAAACUUACAAUCGACAAGUUAGGACAAAAACCGAGAUAUAAUCCUGGAGGAACGUCAGCACUGUCGAUGGUACGUAGCAAUUCAAAACCCUUAUCAUCCGCAGUUCGAAGCAAUCAACAUUCAUCACAACUCAGUAAGUAA